AUGCCGGGUUUUGCUAAGUACUUGAAGGACUUAAUCACUAAGAAGAAAAUCACCAAGAAUGAAGUGGUUAAUGCGACACACCAGAUUAGCUCCAUCAUUGCAACAACCACCAUUCAAAAUAAAGAAGACCCGGGAGCUUUUAUCAUUCCAUGCACUAUUGGGUUGCGCGAUCUUGCCCGAGCUCUUUGUGAUAAUGGGGCUAGCAUCAACUUAAUUCCUCUUGCUAUUUACAAGCAAGCGGGGUUAGGGAUGCCGAGGCCUACAAGUAUGAGGUUGCAAAUGGCCGAUCGUUCAAUAAAGAGACUGGUGGGGAUUAUUGAUGAUGUUCUUCUUAUGAAAGUGGGAAAGUUCCUCCUCCCUGCCGACUUCGUGAUCCUUGAUUGUGCUGUUGAUAAAGAAAUCUCCAUCAUCUUGGGGAGACCAUUCCUUGAUACCGGAAGAGCACUCAUGGAUUUGGAACGAAAUGAGAUCAAGUUCCGAGUUAAUAACGAAGAGGUUACCUUUCAAACGAGUAAGGAUAUGAAAUUGCCACAUGCAUAUGAAAGCAUCUCAGUCAUUGAUAUUGUUGAUGAGGUAGAGGACGCAAUCGAGAUAAAGAUGGAAGAAGAAUGCCUCGGUGAAGCAUUGGCGGUUAUUUUGGUGAAUUUUGAUGGUGAAGACAUGGAAGGAUACAUGGAAUCGGUAAAUGCAUUAGAAGGGCUUGGGUCCUACACUUAUGCACCAAAGAAACUUUCUCUUGACUUAUAUAAUAGAGUCACACCUCCCGAUAAGCCUUCAAUUAUCGAGCCGCCACAACUUGAGCUCAAGCCACUUCCACCGCACUUAAGGUAUAAAUUUCUUGGCUCUAAUAAAACUCUACCUGUAAUUGUUUCUUCUUUGUUAAAUGAUGUGCAGGUUGAAUACUUGUUGAAUAUCCUGAGGGAGCACAGACAAGCUAUUGGGUAG
Nicotiana tabacum (common tobacco) is the source of this 945-nucleotide messenger RNA. RefSeq lists its product as uncharacterized. The record is from RefSeq and is a predicted model, not a curated record. Lineage: Eukaryota; Viridiplantae; Streptophyta; Magnoliopsida; Solanales; Solanaceae.